AUGCCCAGGACUAUAACCUUUGAUAUACCAUCACGUUAUAAACUUGUGGAUCUCAUUGGCGAAGGUGCGUAUGGCACCGUAUGCUCUGCUAUCCACAAGCCAACAGGUACGAAGGUUGCCAUUAAGAAGAUUCAGCCAUUUACUAGGGCUAUGUUUGUGACGAGGACCCUAAGGGAACUGAAGCUCUUAAAAUUCUUCCAUAGCCAUGAAAAUAUUAUCUCAGUACUUGACAUAGUACGUCCUACAUCUUAUCAAGAGUUUGAUGCGGUUUAUCUUGUGCAAGAACUCAUGGAAACUGAUUUGCAACGAAUCAUAUCUCAAACGAACAAUUUCCUAUCUGACGACCACAUCCAGUACUUUACCUACCAGAUUCUGCGUGCGUUAAAGUCAUUGCAUUCUGCACAAGUGAUACACCGUGACUUAAAGCCUUCGAACCUUCUUUUAAAUUCCAGCUGUGACUUGAAGCUGUGCGAUUUUGGCCUUUCCCGUUGCCUUGCUUCAAGUGACCGUUCUAGGGAGAAUAUGGUUGGGUUCAUGACGGAGUACGUUGCCACAAGGUGGUACAGAGCUCCUGAAAUCAUGCUCUCAUUUCAAGAAUAUACCACGGCUAUGGAUAUUUGGUCCUGCGGAUGUAUUCUCGCAGAAAUGAUUAGUGGUAAACCGUUAUUCCCCGGUAGAGAUUACCAUCAUCAGCUGUGGGUUAUCCUAGAGAUUUUAGGCACCCCAUCUUAUGAAGAUUUUGCACAGAUCAAAAGCAAAAGAGCAAAAGCUUAUAUUUUAAAUUUGCCCAUGAGGCUAAAGAUCCCAUGGAACGUAGCAUUGGGCACAAACGACAUUAACCCUCUUGCUAUGGAUUUACUGGAUAAAAUGCUGACCUUUAACCCGGACAAGAGGAUAAGUGCAGAAGAGGCGUUGAAGCAUCCUUACCUUGAAACAUACCAUGAUGCAAACGAUGAACCAGACUAUGAACUACUAAACCUGCAAGAUGAUUUCUGGAAAGUUGACAAUGAAGCAAGACAAAAGACGGAAGAAGAAGAACUACCUUUAGAUACACUCAAAAUGAUGCUUCAUAAAGAAGUCAUGAAACCGUUGCAAUGA
This is a messenger RNA of Eremothecium cymbalariae DBVPG#7215, 1098 nucleotides long. It is a transcript of the gene KSS1, whose product is annotated as mitogen-activated serine/threonine-protein kinase KSS1. Gene Ontology annotation, biological process: intracellular signal transduction; protein phosphorylation. Gene Ontology annotation, molecular function: MAP kinase activity; ATP binding. The record is from RefSeq and is a predicted model, not a curated record. NCBI's taxonomy places the organism in Eukaryota, Fungi, Ascomycota, Saccharomycetes, Saccharomycetales, Saccharomycetaceae. The transcript has a single exon. Bases 1 to 1098 code for a protein of 365 amino acids. Gene Ontology annotation, cellular component: cytoplasm; nucleus.